AUGAACAAUUCCAUCAGGGGCCAUCUGAUCCACCAGCAGUGGCCGCUCUACCUCCAACCUCGGCGUCAAGACGGAUCUUACCCAUUGACGGAUGUCGCUGCUGGUGGAGGAAGUGGUGGUGGUGGAGAAGAAGCAGGCGGGUCAUCGGCUGAGGCCAUGGGCAGUAGUAGAGAUGGAGCAAGCGGUAGUGGCGGCGGAGGAGCAGCAGCAGCUAUAAGGAGACGCGCCGCUUCAAUCGCCUCGGUCCAGGCCCCCAACACCGACGUCGACCCCGCGGCUGAUGCACCCAAUUCUUCAUCUAGCCACACCAAAGAUCACCGUAGCACCCAUAGUUUGAUAUACAUGCUUACUAGUAUGGGUCACGUGAGAUCGGUUACUUCAUCUACCAUCCAUCUCAACAAGCCUAUCUGGUUUAACGAUCUGGAAGCAGAGGAUCUUACCCUUUGGUACGUCUCGAUCCCCAUUGUGCCAGCCAACAAACACAGACCAAUUCUCCUGAACGAAUUUCUCGAGUCAGCAACAGAGCUCGACCCAGCAGACGAUGUUUCCGUUGUCUUUCCGAAGGCUCCACCCAAGAAAACGAUUCACAUCAUCGUCCGGCGACCCCCGUCAGGCGACCUCAGAGUGGACAUCAAGAGGAUCACAGACGAGUUCUUCGUACCUGGAUCGGAUGUCACCUAG
Molecule: messenger RNA, 681 nt
Organism: Linnemannia hyalina
Lineage: Eukaryota; Fungi; Mortierellomycota; Mortierellomycetes; Mortierellales; Mortierellaceae
Source: the annotation of a GenBank genome assembly